UUUUUGAAAUUCUUUAGUGUAUUGUAGGUUUUUCACUCAUACGUCCUUUAUAAGCACAUUACAGCAGUAUUUGUUUGUGCUUUGAGCACCUGCCCCUUCAAAGGUCUCUGCACAGCCCUGGGUACCACCUUAAGAUAAUAUUAGGCUUUCUAAGUACUACCAUUAUGACAGAAAGUGUUGGCCCUUUUCAGCUAGAGACAGUUUACACAGGAGCCAGGUUUAUUCUCAAUAAAAAGAUUAUUUAUUCUUAACUGUUGCUGAAUUCUGAAAGGAGGCUGUUGAAGAAUAUAGUGGAAGCAUGUUACUUCUCUUCCUGAUAUUUCACAUAUGAAGCCACCACUGCAGUGUUUCUGAAGCACUUACAGUAUUUUGCCUCCACUGAUUAUCUUGCCAUCACAUUUUAGCUCUUACCGAAUCAUGGAUGUAUGUGUGUGCUAAGUGCACAUAUGUGACUACGUAGCAGGCUGAUACUGACACAAAAUAUUACAGGAAAUGCUCACCUCAUUUUUGAUCAAAAUGUUGUUGUAUUUUGAUAGAAUGUUGUUUAAAUGAACUUAUUUCAUUUUUAACAAAUAUUAAAGAUUUCUUCCACGUACCACAAGAUAGGGCUCAAUAGGCUACUCAAUAGGCGGCCCCGAGGCCGCAUCCACCCCGCCGGCUCCCUAUUUGUGGCCCCCAAACGGUUAUUUCUUCACUAUGGGUUUUGGUUGGGUCAGCACGUGUACGUAUCGCAUACUGACACUUUGCCAGCUGUAGGAGCCUAGAUUGCACGCGUGUUUCAAGUUCUCUGCUAAAAGAAAGGUGGAUAGUGAAAAUCUGCAAUUCAAAGAAGAAUGGACUAAAAAUGUUGCAUUCAUUCUCUUUCCAACCAGCACAAGACCCAUGUGCUUAAUAUGCCAGGAGACUAUAGCUGUGAUGAAUAUUUCCAAUUUGAAAGGGCAUUAUGAGACAAAGCAUAGGAAUUCUGAAGAGACAUCUCUUCAAAAUUCAGAGGUAAGAACAACAAAAAUAAAUGCACUGAAAUCGUCAUAUCAAAAAUCUUUGUAGCCCUUUAAGAUUUGUAUUACCCCUGGUCUACACCUUCCACCUGUCAGUAUAACACAAUACUCAACAACACAAACACCAUAGGGCAUAAUUGGAAAUGAAUAAUUACACAUUUUCACACAAUUACACACAAUUCUAAGUUAGAAAAGUAUUAACAGUGUUUUGAGUCCACAUCAGUGAACUUUAGUUAGUAGGUCUGAUGUGUGGUGCCUGGUAAUUUGGGCAGAGUGGGACCUCUUCCCUCCAAACUACACCAUCCAAAACAGGACCUCGUUAUUUUUAGACCAUAUCAUACAGCGACUCUUUGAGCUACAAUAUAAGCUAUAAUAACCCAGGCGCACCAUACUAAACAGCUGAAGACUACUAUUUCUUUAUGCUGGGGACAAUGUUAUUCAGAUUCGGUGUCAUUCUCACUCCGGAGUCCUCGGACCUGGACGUCUUUGUCUCGGGUUCGCGUCCGGAAAUGGGCCAUUGGGACCCGAACGGAGCGGUUCAGAUGAAAGCGUCGCAGAAGCUGCUGUCACCCCGUGAGCCGUGUCUGUGGAUCGGCGACGUGCAGCUGGCGGAGCCGGUCAAAGACACACUGUGGUUCAAGUUCGUCAAAAGACUCGGAGGCACUUAUAUCUGGGAAGGUAGCGGUCCGAGCCACGACAGAUGCUGUUCAUAUGAUGACAGGAACAUGGUGGAUGGGGUGUACUGCCACCCAAUUGGUCACUGGAUAGAGGAAACAGGACACACCGAUGAGAUGAAACACACCACAAGCUUUUACUUCAGUGUGGCAGGUCAGAAGGCCAUACAUUUCUCCAGGGUGCUGCCACGUGUUUGGCUGGGCAGCUGCCCUCGACAGGUGGAACAUGUGACUAUAAAGAUGAAAUAUGAAUUGGGCAUUACUGCAGUGAUGAACUUCCAGACGGAGUGGGAUGUGGUGAACAACUCCAGUGGAUGCAGGCGCAACAAUUUGGAAGCCAUGACCCAAGAGACCAUGAUGCACUUGUAUAAAGACUACGGCUUGGUGUAUGUCUGGAUACCUACGCCUGACAUGAGCACUGAGGGCCGGAUCAGGAUGCUCCCCCAGGCUGUAUUUUUGCUUCAUGGUCUCUUGGAGAAUGGUCACACUGUCUACGUUCACUGUAAUGCUGGAGUAGGCAGAUCCACGGCAGCUGUGUGUGGCCUGCUCAUGUACGUCCUCGGCUGGAGCCUGAGGAAGGUGCAGUACUUUGUUACAUCCAGGAGGCCAGCGGUGUACAUAGAUGAGGAGGCUUUAGUCCAGGCUCAGGCAGAUUUCCUCCAGAAGUUUGGACAACUGCGAUCAUCCAUCUCUUACCUAGAGACAUGAGAUUUGAGUACCUUACUCUUAAGGUCUCAAAUUUGAAGUUGAAUUAACAGUUGUGAAAAGCUCAACUGGACUGGACUUUAGGUAACUAAAAUGAUUCCUGGCAUUGUACGAAAAAACACAUGCUGUGUAGUCAGCAUAAAGGUGCCGGAAGGUGAAAUAACCUAUAGCAAGAAAAUUUACUUUUUUACACUUAAAUAUAAUGUGUGUAUAAUGUUUAAUAUUUGUAAAAUGACCCACUUCAGCUUAGUGGAUUUCGAAACCUGUCUCGAGUAUCUGGAGAGAGUUCUGCUGGCUGCCAGCAUCAAUGCUGCACGCAGUUAAUCCUACUGAUGUGUUAGUUUUUGACUUCUCUGCCAUUUAGCACAUACAGUUACAAACUGUGCACUUGGAGUCAACUAAGGACACUAUUAGUCGUUUUCAGUAAACCCCACACGGGUUUUUGGAAAGGACUUUUCUUUUAGCCUUUGUUUUUUUUUUUUUUUUUUUUUUGCGGGGGGUGGGGGUCCAAUUAAAUAGAGUUGACAUUUUAGAGGCAACUUUUACCUCAUGUGUUGAAUAGCAAAACGAACAAAUAUCACUACCCUCAAGAAGGAAUUUAACAAGACUAGACAUAUUAUGCAGGAAGACAUUUGUCAUUUCAAGGUGAGUGGGAAGCAGGUCAUGAACAAUGUUUACACAUUUGCUGUCCUCCAACAUACCGUGCUCUACAAUAAAGGAUUAUUUCACAUUAUUGCAUGAUUGUGUAUCAGUUUGGAGAAUUCCUUUCUUCAUUUCAGGAUGGAAAAUUAUCUUUCUUUCUUGCUUUUUUGCUAAGUCUUAAUGCUGCAUGAAAAUGUAACUGUUUGCCAAAGCAGCAAAUCAA
Molecule: messenger RNA, 3242 nt
Organism: Larimichthys crocea (large yellow croaker)
Lineage: Eukaryota; Metazoa; Chordata; Actinopteri; Sciaenidae
Gene: epm2a
Product: EPM2A glucan phosphatase, laforin
Exons: 4
Coding region: 1418-2380 (320 amino acids)
Biological process (GO): protein dephosphorylation
Cellular component (GO): cytoplasm; nucleus
Molecular function (GO): carbohydrate phosphatase activity; starch binding; protein tyrosine phosphatase activity
Source: RefSeq, a predicted model, not a curated record